This is a messenger RNA of Aaosphaeria arxii CBS 175.79, 1437 nucleotides long. RefSeq lists its product as uncharacterized. Gene Ontology annotation, molecular function: protein binding. The record is from RefSeq and is a predicted model, not a curated record. Bases 1 to 1437 code for a protein of 478 amino acids. Gene Ontology annotation, cellular component: Golgi apparatus; TRAPP complex. The transcript has 4 exons. Lineage: Eukaryota; Fungi; Ascomycota; Dothideomycetes; Pleosporales.
AUGAACACACCCUCUUCCAACCUCAAUCCUCCAACCCCUCAAGUUCAAAGAGCUCGAAGUCACGGUCGAGCUGCAAGUGGUGACGAGCGCCGUCGAGUCGCAAUCCCCCGCCGAUCAACAAAAGGUCCGUUACAGGACUCCGAUGUAAUAGACGAUCCACUCUCAGCUCAAUUCGACACGAACCCCAAUCGCAUCCUCUCGCCCACACGCUCCGUCCCAUCCCCACUCUCCCCGCCACACGAUGGCCAGCAACAACAACUUCCAGACAUGCCGCAGAAGGACCUCUCCUUCAUUCAAGAUGCCUCCGCCUACCACGUCCUUCCCGCUAGCAACAUCCCACCACCCUUCCUGAACGCCCCCUCCGUUCCACCCGUAUCCUCUCCUAUAGAUACCCUCCUCGCCUCUGGCCACUACCGCCUAGCCGCCAUAGCAGCCGCUCGAAACAUCGUCACCGCAGCCUCGCCCACGGACUACGAGACUCUCUUCCACCUCCUGCACAUUCGCCUGGCAUGUCUCUGUCUCAUCCACGAGCACUCCCUCGCUGCCCAGGAGUCAAAGGUCCUCGGUGACCUGAAUAGUUCAUUCUAUCUUCAUCCCCUCACCAACGCGCACAUUGUUCCCUGGGAUCUGCGUCUGCUCGUCGUCCGCCUCGCUGCGCUCGGGUACGGAGAAUGGAGGAAGGGUAUCAUGGGAUACUACGAAUUGGCACGAGAGUGCCGCGACAACAUCGCAAAGUCCGAUCUCGAGGAUGACAAGAGGAGGUGGAGGAACAGGCUCCGUGAUUGCGGCAUCCGCGUCGCGAAUGUCCUUGUCGAGAUGGGCGAUCUCGAGGGCGCCGGCCGCCAUCUCUCCUCGCUGUCGCCCGCUUCCACAGAUACAAUGCCCUCCACCUCAGAAGGAGAUGAAAAGGAAGAAGACGAUGACGAUGAUGCUAAAGCGAUCGUAUACAUGGAAACCCUCGUGUGGCUCCGUGUUGGCGACAUUCGAGCCGCACGCCUCUGUCUCUCACGCGCGUCAGGCUCCACCACUCCGAACGACACAAUCUUGAACGGCGCCCUGACUGCGCUCUCCCACCUUGCUGAUUCUUCUUACGCCCGUGCCGUAUCGACCCUCCAAGCCCUCCACGAACAACACCCUUCAAACCCAAUGAUAACCCAAAACCUCGCCGUAUGUCUCCUCUACACGGGCCAUAUCGCCCAAGCUAGAUCACUCCUCUCUUCCCUCGCUAUCCCCGCUUCCCCUAGCAAUAGCACUGACGAAGCCACGAAAUCUGCCACACCGCCAUUCCACUCCCUGACCUUCAACCUCUGCACCAUCUACGAGCUCUGCACGGAGAGGAGCCGUGACCGGAAAGUCAGACUCGCCGAGGCGCUGGCGGAGAGGACGCCCGACGGCGUUGUCGGGUGGGAGAUCCCCAGCGCGGACUUCAAGUUGUAG